AUGAAAAAUUGUAUUUAUAUUUAGGAAAAUGGCCAAGCAUUUAAAAUAAGUUACACAAGGGGAGUGCUGAAUUUUCAAUUAAUGAUAAUAUUUAUUCUUUUGAAGUGUGUAAGUCCAACAAGACUCAUUUAUAAAAACUUUUUUGAUAGUUUUACUUAUGUAAAUAAUGGUAAUACUAAAUUGAGUUAUAUAGAUUGGUCGAUAUUAUCUAAAGAUGUAAAUCAUCAAAAGGCUGUAGUACUUUGUGGAUCUAAAAACAUUUUAUUUUUAGACAACUAGAGCACUUAGUAUAAUCUGUUACUUCAUAAAUCAUUUAAUCUUGAGGUUCAUUAUCAAGUCACAGUAUAAUUUUAAUUAUGGAUGUAAUAUAUUGAUGAUUUAUUUUAGGCUUGAUAAUUGGAUAAAUAAUCCUCUGCUAAUAUAUUUUGAUAAUGAAAUCAUAAUCAAUGAUUAAUACUCUUGUUCACCCAGUGCAACAAACAUUUGUAAGGGUGCCCAAAACGAUGAGGUAACUACAAUGUCAAUAAAUGUCCUACAUAAUCGAUCUUCAAUAUAAAUCGUAAUUUUUGCUUAAUCUGGUAAAAUGGGAAUUUCUGAGUUUUAAUUGUUCAUAGAGGAAUGCCCUAGUGGAUGCCACUCGUGUGAUAUUGUGAAAUGCCAUACUUCAGUACUAUUAAUGCAAUCUUUCAACUCAAAAAUGAUUUCUGCUAUUAAUUCUGAAGGAUGGAUGUUUAGUGGUACAAUUUAAAUAACUAUUGAUAAUUGUCAUGGUAAAUGAAUAAAUAAAAACAAUAGACCUCUUUUAUCAUAAAUCUUCGGGAUAUAAUCUUGAAAAAGAAAUUUAAUUAAAAGAUCAUUGGGCCGUUAGUUUAAAUUUAAAAGUGAUGAUUUUUAAUUCAGGCUCAACAACUAUAUCUAUUAAAAUAGAUGAUAUUGUUGUACAACAAGAAAUCUACACUUAGGGAUGGAUAAGUUAUAGUAAUAGCGAUUUGAACUAUGAUGGGUUUUGGUAUUACAUGACAAUAAAGCAUGUCAAUAUUGUUUAGUAUAUCCACACUAAGUCUGUUAUUAAAAUUACGGUAUUAACUACAAUGGCUAGUGUUUACACAUCUUGGGCACCAUGGUUUGGAAUUAGAGAUUUUUAACUUUUUAUUCAUCCAAAUUAUGUUUGUAUCGAUCAUAAUUUAAACCCUUUUGAUGGAUGUUUUUCUUUCAAUUAUGAUUGUGUUUAGGGUUGUAAGAGUUGCGUAAGAGGGAUUUGCAUGCUCUGUUUAGAUGGAUGGCAAUACAUAGAAAUCAACAAGAGCUGUAUUCCUAUUUGUGGUGAUAAUAUUUUAACUUCUUAAGAGGAAUGUGAUGAUGGAAACUAAAAUCCAUAUGAUGGAUGCCAUAACUGCAAAUUUUCUUGUCCUUUAAAUUGUGAGUCAUGCAAAUUUGGUAAAUGUCUUUAAAGGAUGAAUUAUUACUCAUUAUAAAAUUCGUAAAACGAGUGUCUACCAUUAAACUUAGUUUCUAAUCCUUAAAAAAGAGAAUAAUAUAAACUUCCAAUAUGUCAAACGUAAAGUUUUUCGUAAUAUUACUCAAUUGGGAUUCCGUUCUAUCUUGAAAAAGAGUACAAACAUUCUUGCUCACAUAAUUGUUAUGUUUGUGAUUUUGAAACAUGCUUAAAGUGUAAACAAAACUAUAUUUUACAGGAUUAAUUAUGUAUUAAUGUUUUGGAAAAGAAUGAUGAUGAAUAAUAUCAAUAUUUUGUGGAAAUAUUUUACUUAAAGAGUAUUUAAGAAGCCUCAGAUUACCUCAAAAAGUAGAGAUUUAAUCAAAUUUAAUUCAACUUUAAAUAUUAUUAAAAUUACGAAAAUAACUAUCCUAAUUUAGAUUACAUUGAAAAAUGUAAGAAUAAAGUUUUUAGUGUUUGUUUCGAAUGUGAAAUUGGAUAUAAACUUAACGUGAAUGGUAGAGCAUGUAUUCCUUUAUGUGAUGAUGGAAUGGUUGUGAAUUAAGAAAUUUGUUAGAAUUAGAACUAUUAAUAAUUAAAUGGAUGUUUUAAAUGCCAACUCAGCUGUUAAAUGGAGUGUUUGAGCUGUUUAAAUGGAAUAUGUUAAGUUUGUCUUCAAGGAUGGUAAUUAGUUAAUGGCACCUGCUAAUAAGUAUGUGGAGAUGGAUUAAUUGCUGCAAUAUCAUAAGAGCAAUGUGAUGAUACUAAUUCAAUAGAUGGAGAUGGAUGUUCUCAAUGUUUUUUUUAAUGUGUGCCGUAUUGUUAAUAUUGCAUUAGUCAAAAGGAGUGCUUAAGUUGUGAAGAACAUUUUGAAUUGAUAGAGAACCAAUGCAAACCGAUUUGUGGAGAUUUAUAUAUAGUUUAAGGGUUGGAGGAAUGCGAUGAUGGAAAUCAAAUAUCAUAUGACGGUUGUGAUUAUUGUUAGUUCCAAUGUGAAUUUGAUUGCAAAUCUUGUGUUGAUAGAAUAUGCAUAGAUAAUAGCAAUCCAUAAGAAGAACCUACUUCAAAUGAUCCUACACCUUCUACAGAAUAGAUUGAUAAUAAUUGUAAUUAAGGGUGUUUACUUUGUUAGGAAGAUAUUUGUUAGGAAUGUGAGAAAUACUAGACUCUUGAAGAUGGUUAGUGCAUUAAAUGUGGGAAUGGGUAUAAAUCAGAUGAUGAGUUUUGUGAUGAUGGAAACACUUUCAAUAAUGAUGGAUGCUCAAAUGAAUGCAUAAUUGAAUAAGGUUGGGAUUGCAAUCUUUCAAUUCUUCAAUUUAGUCAAUGUUAUUAAUUUACCGAGCUUUCUCUUAAGUUCUUGAAUCAAUCAUUUGAUUCUUAACACACCAGUUUAACCUAUACAAAGAAAGUCAAACUUAAUGAAUUUAAUUAAUCUUUCUUAGAUUUAAUGUCUAUUGAUAUUGAAAAUAUAUAGAAAAAUCAGUACAAUAUCAAGAUUGAACCAGUAAUUCCAAUAAUUCUUGAAUCUGUACGAGAUAUUAAUUAUAUCAUAACAAUUACUUUUCUUGAAAAGAUACAAGAUAGGCCAAAAUUAACUGUUUCUAUAGAUGCAUCAUUUUUGGAUGAAAACUAAAUUCUAGUUCCUCCUGGUAGUUCUGAUAUCUAACUAAUGAUUCCUCAAGUUAUGAAUUUUUAAUAAAUGGAGGCAACAGCUAAAUUGUAAGUAUUUGGACAGAGUAUGAUGAUUGGAAUGGGUAGUUUUGGAGCAUUUCUUUUAUUAACGGGAUAGUUUUUACAGUUUUUAGACAUUCUGGAUGUUUUGUAAUACCAAGCGAACCUUAAGUAUAUAAACGUAGAUUAUCCUUAAAAUUUAUACAUCUAUUUUUAAUCAUCAGAAUUUGUAACAUUAACUCCUAUGUUGGUGAAGUUUAAAGUGGUUGAGACUUUUGAUUUGGUGAUUAGCUAAUAAAAUCUUGACAGUAAGGGUAAAUUUUAAGAAUAUGAGAUUAAUGCAGAUAUACUCACCAAUAUUUAUGGUUGCAUACUCUAAAUUAUAUUAUGCUUUAUUGGGUGUUUUUUCAUUUAUGCUUAUAAAUUAAUAUUUAAAAAAAAUUGUUUUUCUCCCUUUUUUCAUCAAAAAGUUAAGUAGGCUAAAUCAAAAAUCCUUAAUUAUCUAGCAAUUAAAUUGUAUAAUUUUCACAGAUAGUUAAGUUAGGUAUAAUCAAAGAAAUUAAGCUCGGAAGCGAUCAUUUUAUUUCGCACAAAUAGUUGGGACUUGAUCUUCAAAGUUCUUCUUUAUCUACAUUCAAAUACCUUAAAAGAUAACCGAUAAGUGAUUUCAACUAGCAUCUGUAUUACUUUUUUAACUUCACUUGUUAUAUUACUCAUAUAACCUUUUCGAAGGAGUAAAACAAUAAAAAAUGUCAAAAAAUAAUAACUUGAAUCCAUUAUGUUAUUGAAAAAAUUAGUAUUUUUGCUUUGUUUGAUUUACAUGCAAGCUUAACCAUUGAUAUAAAGUCUACUAUUGUUCUUUUGCCAAUUAUUUUUUGUUUGUGUUAUAAGUUGUUUUUAAUUUAUUAGGUCAAAAUUUGAAUUGUUGAUGAUAUUAAUGAAUGAAGCACCAAUAAUGGCAUUUACUUUUGUUAACAUUACAUUUUGCUCUGACUUCUCAAACUAUUUUACCUCAAAUACAAAAAUAUUAAUAGGAUUUAUAUAAAUUGGAUUGCUUCUUGUUGGAUUAUUUGGCCCUAUUAUUAAAUUUUUUAAGUAGCUCAUUAAUACUAUAAUUUCCUUUGUAAAAUCAAAUAUGAAGUAGAAAUUAAAACCAAAAUAAUUAACUCUAUAAUUUUUUUAAACAUAUCAACUUUGA
Paramecium octaurelia is the source of this 4304-nucleotide messenger RNA. Lineage: Eukaryota; Ciliophora; Oligohymenophorea; Peniculida; Parameciidae. The record is from the annotation of a GenBank genome assembly.